ACGUGAUCCUUUUCAGCCAAUCACAGGCCGUUUCCAUGUCACACCACUUCCGGGAGUUGGAGAUUUGUUUUGCUGUUUUUAGCUGUCAAAGAAUGCUGGAAAAAAAACACAGAGCGUGCACCAGCUUUUCUUUUACCCGCUGUUUUUAGAUGCAUUUUGUGAAAUCAAGAGGCGACACUUGUAGCUGGAUAACUUUACGGAGAACACAGCGGUUUAACGGAGCUGUUGGGAUGCUGCUAUGCUAAUGCGCCUGUGGCUAAUAAGCUAACAAAGCUAAUAAAGCUAACACAGCUGCUAAAUGCUACAUGCAGCAGCGUGUCACUAACUCGCAUUUAAUCUGUUUUAGGACCACAUUUCUAUUUUUGCAGUACAUGUUUUUGUUGACUCUGAAGUGAUAAUAAUGGGCUAGCUUCAAUGACAUGGGCUAACCUUGCACCAAAAUCCUAAUGCGAAACCAUCUUUUUAUCUAUAUUCUGUUGUACUUGGAGCCCAUAGUUCUUGCAUUGCCUUGUAUCUUAGUUAAAAAGAGGUGAGGUUGUGUAAAGGCCAUGCGAUGAUGGUCCUGAGACGCCUCCUGAGGAAGCGCUGGGUGCUCGGGGUGGUCUUUGGCUUGUCUCUCAUCUAUUUCCUCACCAGCACAUUUAAACAGGAGGAGAGGACCAUCAGGGACCGUACUCUCCUGGAAGUCAAAGAUGCAGACCAUCGCAUCCCGUGGAAAGUGCGCUUCAACCUGGGAAACAGCAGCCGACAGAUCACUCAGUGCAGAAACUCUAUUCAAGGCAAAACUUUGCUCACGGAUGAACUUGGUUAUGUUUGUGAGCGAAACGAUUUGCUGGUUAAUGGUUGUUGUAAUGUCAAUAGUCCCAGUACAAGACAGUACAUUUGCAAAAGCUGCCUUGCCAAUGGCUGUUGCAACAUUUAUGAGUACUGUGUAUCCUGCUGCCUCCAGCCUGAUAAGCAACCUCUGCUUGAGCGCUUCUUGAAUCGAGCAGCGGAGGGUUUUAGUAAUCUCUUCACAGCCGUGGAGGAUCAUUUUGAACUGUGCCUGGCAAAGUGUAGGACCUCUUCCCAAAGUGUCCAACAUGAAAACACUUAUCGAAACCCUCAAGCCAAGUACUGUUACGGAGAAAGCCCACCGGAGCUGCUUCCUAUAUGACACUUUCUCUCCGAAUCCCUGGUUUACUAUGAAGUCUGACACUGCAGUGGUGCAUUUACAGGCCACUGUGUGGAGCCCAGUUUGGCUCAGAUUCAACAGCUCGACUGGGGUAGGGUCAUGAACAGGAAACAUUGAAAUGGACCUUAAAUGGGACAAUAGUGACUGUGUGUUUCUAUUAUUUACACUUCAUAAGUGCGUCAACGUUUUCAUACAUUCAUCCAUGAUGAUCAUUACUGGCAGCUCAAACGUCCAGCAACUCAUUUCAUAACAAAGGAAACAACAUAGAUUUCAUUGAGAACAAGUUUUGUUUUUAUUAAACAACAAUGAAUGUGUCAGUCUGUCUUUUGUGCAUGUGUAUUAAAGUGUUAUUUAACUU
Molecule: messenger RNA, 1532 nt
Organism: Periophthalmus magnuspinnatus
Lineage: Eukaryota; Metazoa; Chordata; Actinopteri; Gobiiformes; Gobiidae
Gene: spring1
Product: SREBF pathway regulator in golgi 1
Exons: 5
Coding region: 554-1156 (200 amino acids)
Biological process (GO): positive regulation of SREBP signaling pathway
Source: RefSeq, a predicted model, not a curated record